Molecule: messenger RNA, 354 nt
Organism: Macrosiphum euphorbiae (potato aphid)
Lineage: Eukaryota; Metazoa; Arthropoda; Insecta; Hemiptera; Aphididae
Source: the annotation of a GenBank genome assembly
AUGGAAAAGAAGCGUAAAUUAAACGUUCUUUCAAUUUCGGACAAAGUUCGUUUAAUACAGUUAGUUGAAAAAGGUGACCGUAAAAAAUGUGAAAUCGCCAAAGAAUUCAAUAUUCCACCAAAUACAUUAUCGUCAAUUAUUAAACAGAAAGAGAAAAUAAUGAAGUUCAAUUGUGGAAAUAUGAAAAAAAUGAGGAUGACUCCUUAUUUAGACAUUGAUAAAUGUUUGCUAAAAUGGUUUACUCAGUGUCGAGAAAAAAACAUACCAUUAAAUGGAACAAUUUUACUUGAAAAAGCAAACGGAUAUGUACAACAACUAGGACACACUAAUUUUAAAGCUAGUAGUCCGAACUAG